Molecule: messenger RNA, 3662 nt
Organism: Hydra vulgaris (swiftwater hydra)
Lineage: Eukaryota; Metazoa; Cnidaria; Hydrozoa; Anthoathecata; Hydridae
Product: protein split ends
Source: RefSeq, a predicted model, not a curated record
CGAUUUAUAAAUCAGCAGAAAAUAAUUAUUCGUACGUAAAACUUAUUUAGCACCUUAAUGUAAAAAUGAAAAUAAAACAAGGCUGUUAUAAUUAUUUUUUGUUUAUAAUUAAAAGUUUUUAAAAACAAAUACUAGCCUAUCAAAUGAAUACUUUGCCAGUACCCUAACUACUUAUUUUGCCUGAUUUAAGGGGUAAAAAUACUCGGCAUUAUAUUUAUGAUUAUAUCGUACUAAAAUUGAUCAUGUUAUUAAAAUGGCAUCGAAGUGAGUGCUGAUGAACCGUUGAGUUUUUAUUAUGGCGAAUUCAAAUCAAACAUCCUUUCAACAAGAAUUUAAUCGCCUUUCAUUUCUUGCAUCAAUUGCAACUGGAACAUCUCCUGCAAACAAAGCUUCAUUUCAAAAUUCUUCAGAUGACAUUAGUAGGGGAACAAAUAAUGCUAUUGGAAAUAAGAGUAUAGAAGCAAAUUCUGCAUCUAAUAACAGUUUUUUAGUAGAUUCAUCAGCAAAUGAUAUGUGUGCCUCUGAUAUUGGUAGAAUUAACAGCUUGUUAAUAAAUGCAAAUGAACAAGCUGAUCUUUUGAAAACUCAAACAAAUAUUAAGAGACAGCCCCCUACUAUUUUACGAAAUCGAACAAAUCAUUCCGCUAAAACCCCAGUUAAUAGUUCUAGAAUGCUCUCUCCUUUACUACCUGCUACCAAUGGAACACUUCAAAAUCUUCAUUUAAAAAAAGCAUCACAAAUUGUAUCGAAUAUUUCAUCAAUAAGUCAACAACCUUCUUUGCAAAGUACUAGUUCUUCAUCUUCAAUGGUUUUGAAUCAGAUCAGUAGCGCAAAAACAAACUUCGGGCAAACAGUUAUUUUACCUGCAAAUCUUGCUGGAGUGUCAGGAAAAGUUCUCAUAGUUAAUAAUCUAAAUAAACCACCUCAAACAGUGUCACAAAAGUUAAGUUCACAAGAUGUUAUACAAAAUAAUAUCCAGCACAAACCAGUUAUACUUAUUCCAAGCUCAACAGAUCAACAGCAUGCUCAACAAGUUCAAAGUAAUCGUUUGCCUCUAAUUGUCAAUUCAAAUCUUAUAAAAAAUAACCAACUGCCUGCUUUGCAGCAUAUACAACCUAUUUCAAUGAAUUCUUUUCAAUCCAUUCGCCCAAAGUCUUUUGUGCAAAGUAUACGUCCAAAGAUGGAAAUAGUGAGUUCUACAUCUUGUGUUAACAGUCAAGGAAUUCGUCUUUCUCAUUUUCCUAUUUCUAGCUCUGUAACAAUAAAUCCUUCAAGUGUAGUUGUUUGCAAUCCUCUUCAGAAUACAUUAAUAGAAGCUUCUUCUAAUUCAUCAUUAAAAACAUUUACAGUUUCCGUUCUUCCCUCAGCAUUUGACAAAGCUAUGAGUGAGCAUUUACAAACUUUGGAAAAAAUUGAACCUCAUUUGUUUACUCUUAAUAAAGGAUUGUUAAUGAAUCAAGGUUCCUCUCAUCUUAAUGAAGAUCAAAUGAAACAACAUAUAUUACAAAGUACAAAUCAGUUGCAUGUUGUCACUUCUACUAUCUCGUCUUUACAAAAUUCAAUAUCUAAAGAACACAAUCAAACAACUCAAUCUGCUUUGCAACAACCUAAUACUAAUGUAAUGAUUUCUCCAAUUAAGCAAUCUUCAAACACUGUACUUAAACAGAAUGAAAAUCUCCAAAAUGUUAUCAGACAGCAGCAACUAAAACAAUUGCAAGAACAGCAUACUGCUAUUAUUAAAAAUCAAGUACAACAACAAGCUCUUGAACAAGCAAAACAGCAACAAAAUGAACUUUUUGUUCUACAGCAGCAGUUGAUUCAACAAGUCGAAAAUCAAAAACACAUGCAACAAAAGCAACAAAGGUUCAUAAGUAACACAAUAAACCAACCUGGUUUGCAAGCAAAACUUCAAAUUCAACCUCAAAAUAUAAAUUUGUUGCAAACAUCACAGCAAAAGGCACCAUUAAAGUUGUUGUCAAGCCUUACAAAUAUGGUUAAUAAGUCAGUAGCACCAAGCACAGUAACCAAUGGUAGAUUGUUAACGAAUAAUUCUAAUGAUCAAUUUUUUCUAAUAAAUCCAUCUGUUUCCAUGCAAAAUGUCAGACCAGUUCUUGUUCAAUUACCUGGAGGAAAUACUGUUUUAUCCACUCAACUAGUAAAUGCAUCUCAGUUGUCAUCUGCUCAAUUAGCCGAAUUGCAAAAGUCAUUGUUAAUACAACAAAGCAAACUUAUUCAGCCAAUUGUUUCUCAGCAACAAAAUGUUAUUAUUUCUAGUAGUAAUCAAAAUAGCUCUAUAAAAAGUAACUCUGUUCUAAACUUUAAUUUAGUUUCAAGUUCAUCUAUUUUUACUCCACAAACUGUUCUAGUUUCUUCAAGUAAAACUCUUGCUGGUCAAAAUAUUAUUCAAAAAUCUGCUUCCACUAGCCAGUCUUCUGUUAAUUUUAAUGAUAAAACCACAGAUAUUAGCAAUUUGUUUAACAAACAACUCAGUAAUUUAUCUUCCAUUCAAAAAGACCAACUUUUAAAACAAUUAGGAAUGGCUGGUUUAGGUAAUGCUCAACUACAAAAAACUUCUCUAUCAAAUACAAUGUUAAUUUCUUCAAUUUUAAAAAACUCGACAACAGGUACUGCACAAGAAGAGCAAAAACAACUUCUGGCUCAACAAGUAAAAAAAACUAACACAAUGACUAACAAAAUUCGUUCAGUAAAACGCUCUGCACCUAUUGAAGUUGCUACACAGCAAGAACAUAGAUUAACUAAAAAAUGGAAACAUGUUUUGACUGAAGAUCAAACCCAUGUUGUUUCUCCUGAUAUUAAACAUCCAUUUAAAUCUUUAAAUGAUGCUGUUACUAGACUUGUACCAUACCAUGUUUUUUCUUCGAAUGAUGAAAGUUGCAAAAAAGACUCACUCAAAUUUGACAUACUCUUUGAAUGUUAUGCAAGAAAUGUUUUGGAGCGAAAAACAUGGUUACUAAACAAAUUCAAUAGAAUAAUGUUUGAUGAAGAUCUUAUAAUAUCCCCUAGUGAAGAGGCUAUACAAAUUGCAAGGCUAUUUAACUCAAAUGAAAUAGAAAACCUGGCAGAGCAGAAAAGUGCUUUACAAGAAGGUCGAUCUACAAUAGUUGUGAAUGAAAAUGGUUCUCUAUAUUGUGUUGCUGUGGAGGAGCAAUCUUCAAUUGAGCUUCAAAAUAAAAAAAGCUUUAGUAAAGUUAUGUUACAAUCUUCAGAACAGCAACCUUUUGAAGAACGUUUAAGAGUUGCACAUAAAGAUAUAUCGCGCAUUAACUUUGAGGAAUUUGAUGGAAGUGAUGAAGAAGAUGAGCUAGAGGAACAAGACGAAGAAGAAGAAAUUCAGAUUCGAGAGUUUGACUGUUAUAAAGAUGGAACUUUUAAAAUGGAAGAUAUUGAGCUUACAGCAGCAACAGAUAAUCUACUUGCUGAUUUACAACAACAAGAUGAUUAUAAUAUGAGAUUUGAACUAUAGAUUAGUUCAUUUACGAAUUCGAUUUUUAAUAUAAGAUAUAUACCAUGCCUUCGAUAGGCAAUAUUUUUUCUGCAGUAAUAAACUUCUUUCAUGAAAUUUUGAUAUAUGCGUGUGUCACGUAAUUGUAUAUACGUUAAUACAAAUAUAUAUUAAAUAUAUAUUUAUUUUUCCAUUUUUA